AUGGCGCGUGUAUCCAUCUUGUCCGCCGCCGCUGGCAUAGCCGUGCUCAUGUCGUCGUCAGCGGCGCUGGACAAGAAGCUCUACGGUAUCAACUACGACCUGCGACAGAACCCGGACUGGGAUCCCAGCAAGUGCAAGUCGGCAGAGACGAUCGAAGCCGAGCUCUUGACUCUAAGCGUCUACAUGUCCAGCGUGCGCACGUACAGUCUCUCGGACUGUGACGUGACGAGCGUGCUCAAGGCGGCCAAGAAAAUGUCGAUAACCGUGUGGCUCGGCGUCUGGGUGUCCGAGGAUAAGGAGGUGUACAAAGCAGAGGUCAAAGCCUUUGAGCAGCUCCUGAGAUCCGGUCUCAUUGACAGCAACGUCGUGGGCAUCAAUGUUGGCAGCGAAGCCGUGUACCGGAAUGACAUUACGGCUGAGCAGUCGAUUGAGUACGUGACUCAAUUCAAGAAGGUCUUGGCCGACAACGACAUCCGCGUGCCCAUCAGUAUUACGGACAUUGCUGAUACGUUUAUCCAGUACCCCGAGAUGCUCAAAGCCGGUGACAUCGUGACCAUUAACCAGUUCCCGUUCUGGGAAAAGGUCGAAGCAAGUAAGGCUGCAGCCCAUUUUGACAAGCGUAUCGAGCCCUUAUUGAAGAUGACGGGCGACAUGGAAGUCAUCGUCACUGAGACGGGGUGGCCGACAGACGGGUUUGCUGUCAACGGGUCCGUGGCGUCCGCGGAGAAUGCCGCCAUCUACUUGAAGGACUUUUACGAGCUCGCCGAGUCGAAAGGGUGGAAGUACUACUACUUUGUCGGCUUUGACACGCCUUACAAGGCGAAGCAGGUGGAUGACGCGACCACGGUCGAGUCGCACUUUGGCAUUUUCGACGAGGCGGGGCGCAUGAAACCGGCCUACGAGAGCCUCACCCUCACCACGAAGGGCGACUCGUCAACGUUGGAGAAAUCAGUGACGACUGCCUCGUUCGAGUCGUCGUCCGCGUCAGUCGACCCAGGCACGGUCACUGCAGCUACGGACGUUGCUGACGACGACAGUCGGAUCAAAACCCAGUCGUCGUUGGACGCCGACGAGACCCCUUCGUCUACGAUCACGAACGAAGACAGUGGAUCAUUGCAACUGGCAGUCUCCAGCAUCACGGCUUGUCUGUGUCUUGUGGUCACCAUGAUCUGGACUCUAUAA
Messenger RNA from Peronospora matthiolae, 1182 nucleotides. Lineage: Eukaryota; Oomycota; Peronosporomycetes; Peronosporales; Peronosporaceae. The record is from the annotation of a GenBank genome assembly.